Molecule: messenger RNA, 1586 nt
Organism: Blepharisma stoltei
Lineage: Eukaryota; Ciliophora; Heterotrichea; Heterotrichida; Blepharismidae
Source: the annotation of a GenBank genome assembly
AUGGAAAAUAGCUUUGGCUCAGAUUUAGAGCAGUAUUUGAGAGACUAUUCGGCUUCAAAGGUUUAUAAAGCAGCAAGAAAUUUGCAGCUCCCGCUAAGCGAAAAUACUAGAAAACAAAACCAGCUUGGCCUAAUAGAAAAGAAUGAAUUAUUAGAAAUUGAAAACAAGAAAUUGACUAUUAAAAUAAGAGAAUUAGAGCAUAAAUGGUCAGAAGAGAGAAAAGAAUUAAUUGAUUCUCACCUUUAUAAAAUCGAAGAAAUUGAAAAUAAAAAUAGUCAGCUUAGAAAAACCAUCACAAAUUUGGAAAUUGAAUUGAAAAAUGCACAAAAUGAAUUAAAUUCAUACCAAUGCAAGCAUGAAUAUCUUGAACUAAAAGCGAAAUCGUUAACUCCCCCCCCCUCCGUGAGCGAACAAAACCAUUAGAAAAAUCGCCAUUUUUUGACCAAAAAACCACCUCCGUGUGAGUGAACAAAAAUUUUUUUAAUAGAAAAAAUUUUAAUGGAAAAAAAUUUUGAUAUAUAAGUGAUAAUUAGUAUAAUGAAAUCUAGAGCUAAUUCUGUUUAAUUUUAAACAAAUUGCGUUUUAAAACAUAAAUUUUGCAAAUUAAAUUAAUAUUUGCUUCCCAAUUUUUGCAAAUUAGGAUUUUUUUAAAUUUCGAAAAAAAAUUUUUUUUAAAAAAUUAUAUAUAAAUUUUUUUUAAAAAAAAAAAAUUAACCCCCCUCCGUGAGCGAACAAAAAUUUUUUUGUUCGCUCACGGAGGGGGGGGGGGAGUAAGAAAUUUUCAGGAAAACCGCUCAGAGCUGCUAAAAGAAGUAGAAAAGUUAACUGAUAAACUUUUCAAAUUCAAACAGAAAAAAUAUACUUUCAAAGGAGACUGUUAAUUUUUCUAUUAAAUUUAGAAAUCAAUUUCCUUCGGAAAAUAAAAUAUGGUAGAUAAAUAAUAGAAAUUAUGGCUUGCAUAUGCAUAUGAACAAUUUAAUGAAAUGAGCCUAAAAUAUAAAGCCAUUGAAGAUGAAUUAGAAAUCUGUAAGGAAGAGAAGAGAGAAGCAGAUAAAAAAAUUUCGAUGUUAGAGCAGACACUGAGACAUAUGUGUGAAGAAAAAGAUAUGAGGAUAGAAAGAUUACAGUUUCUUAUUAGAGAAAAAACUCCUCUAAAACCAAAAGAAAACUUAUCAAGGACAGUCACUCCGCUGACUGACAGAAACACAAGGUCAAUUUCUCCUAUGGCAACAUCGAGAAGCACUUUUGAUUUAACAAAAACAAUGGAAACAACUGCAACUACGAAACUCUCUGAAGACUUCAGUGCUGACAUCAAAAAUCUUGAAAAAUCCCACAAGAAAUUAAAGCAAAAAUAUAUUUCUCUGAUAACCUCGAGAGCUCAUGAGUCAGAGCUCAUAAAAGCAUAUAACAAAAUUAAUAUCAAUGAAAAAGCAUUGAGUGAUUUUCAAAAAAAGCAGAAAAAAAUAUACUGAAAUUAAUUGAGCUGGGCUAAUAAAAAUAUCCAACAUAAAAUAUCUUAUUUUUUUAAUUAAUUAUUUUUAAUAAUACUCAGUAUAGUCUUAGAAUCAAAAAGCUUUAAUUUGUAA